UGCAUCGCGACUCGGCUAGCCGAUACCACCGCGUACCUAGUAACUCGUUCGUCGGUCGUGUUACGUUGUGCAACCGAUCGAAAUGUUGACAACAGCUGUGGUACUGUACUUGCUAAGCAUCGUGACCGCAGACCUGCCGCCAUACAUCAAAGUUUGUCAGCGUAAUGACCCAAACGUUGACAAGUGCAUCAUUAACUCAGUGGAAGAACUGCGACCUAAGAUGAUAGAGGGUAUACCCGAGCUGGACGUCCCAGGUAUAGAACCGCUAAGCCUGGGACAGAUUGCAUUGGCGAGGGGACCACAAGGUGCAAAAUUAACAGCAGUAGUCAAUGAUGUUAAAGUGCGAGGACCCAGUAACUUCAUUAUACAGGAACUCAAAUCUGAUUUAGACAAGAACCGGUUUGACUUCAAAUUGCUGUUGCCGCAGUUGGACUUUGCUGGAAAAUAUAAGAUGGACAUACAAGUGUUACUGUUGCGGUUACAGGGCAGAGGAAACAUCACCGGAUCUUUCAAGGAUUAUGCUUGCAAUGUCACAAUGAGAGGACACAAAGAGAAACGCGGGGAAGAAGAAUACCUCCAAUUUGACCCUUUCAGAGUUAAACUACGUGUCGGGCAGUCGUCAAUCUACCUGACCAACCUCUUCGAUGGAGAUCCAGUUCUUGGACCGGCUACAAACAGAGUCAUAAAUGAAAAUUCACAAGUAUUCUUACAAGAAAUAAGUCCGGUCCUAGAACGGAGCCUUGGGGAACUCUUCACAGAAAUGGCCAACAAAAUAACAUCAAAAUUUACAUAUAAACAACUAUUCCCUUGAUAUAAUAUAAUUUAGUUUUAAAUUACCUAGUAUGUGAUUUGUUUAUACAUUAUUUUAUGUAUACAGUAUGUUAUUGGAAAAUCACGUUGUAAAAUGCCUAUCUGAAAUCCGUUGUGAUAAUAUUUUUAUUGGUUGAGUAUUGAUUAAUAUUUGUAAGUGAAGGUAUUUUUAGGUGUAAUUUUAAAUGUAUAAAUACGAGUAUAAGUUAGAAAUUGAAAAUUAUUUCAUUACGAUAUAAUAUUUGUAGAUAUUGUUUUAUUAAGUAGGCAAUUCUUGCAUAGUAUUGUUUUAAAACUUAAUAACAUUUAUAUAUUAUUGCCUAUGUGAAUAGAAAUUAAUUGCUCUCUUUUAGUUCCGUUUCCAUUUCAUUCAGUACACAAAACUUAUCUCAGCUUUUGUUUAUUAUAAAAAAAACUAUUUUUAUUGUGAUUAGACUUGAGAAAGAGAUUAUUGACAAAGAAAUAUCAAUUUAAUAUUACAGAUGCAUUCUUUACAAAUUUAUUAUGUUUUAUAUAGGUGUUAGGAAAUUUUAAAAUUGAAUAACAAUUAGUAUACAAUGGUCUCAAUUUUGGGAAUAGAUUAGUCAAAAACCCAUUGUGACGGUAUUGGUCGUAGUUAUUAGAUAUUUAGUUUAAACGAUUAUCGUCUGAAAUAAGAAAAGUGUAUAAUCUAAAUCUUUUAUAGUUACCUAAUUAAUUUAUAUAAACCUAAUCAGAUUACGUGCUAAUUCGUAUAUCCUAAAUAUCUAAUAACAAUUCUUUUUUAU
Achroia grisella is the source of this 1577-nucleotide messenger RNA. RefSeq names its product protein takeout-like. The transcript has 5 exons. Lineage: Eukaryota; Metazoa; Arthropoda; Insecta; Lepidoptera; Pyralidae. The record is from RefSeq and is a predicted model, not a curated record. The coding region runs from base 83 to 811 and encodes 242 amino acids.